CGGGCCGCCGGGGUUGCCCAACCAUCAUGAUUCGGCUGGCUGAGUUGACACUCCCAAGGCUGGUCUAGAAUAGACCAAGUAGGCAGUGCAGCGACUCAUUGGCUGGCAGCCUGGGGAUAUUCCGCGAGUCCCGGUCUCUGUCCUCGAAAGAUGGAAGUUUUAGCCGACGAGGCGGAGUUUUGUCCGGAUCCAGAACCUCCCCGGGAAGCGACCGGCUAUUUCUGUUUUCCGAUCUAGAUCAAAAAGGAUUUGAUGGGCUGGAAUAUCAAUGCAGGAUAGAUUCGAUGUCUCAGAAAACUCCUGGACCAAAUACAUUCCUCGAGUGCGCGACUAUGAACGUGUCUGUGACGACCAAUGGACCGAUACUCUACGAUCCAAAAUCCAGGGUUAAUAUCCUCUCGAUUAUCCUCUCCCCACUCAGCUUGACUUUUCAUUUUCCUGUCGCCUGUGUGCGGUUUAUUGGUGCCAUAGGUCAAUCCAUCCACCCCUUUAGAUGUGUCUACCAAGAGGCAUUGGCCAGAUCCAAAGUCACGAUAAGACAGAAAGCUGUUUUCAUUGACCGUGAAUUUGUGGAAGGGUCGGAUACACAGCCGAGCACCAGGGGAUUGGCUCCUUUACAAGCUCCCAGAGGGCUUACAACCCUUGAUUUCCAUCUCAGGACACUGCUGCGACCCAGUGUGCAAAUCCGUCAUUCCAGGGAUGCGCAGAUUGUCGCUGGCAUCAGACCCAAGAGGGGAUGCAAGGUUGGUUUAAAGGAGCAUUGCAAAAGGAUGUGGCGGUGCUUGAUAUCAUGAGUAAUCGGCCGAUUGAAGUGUGGAUCAGUAAAUCGUGGGUGUGGCUGGAUGAACUUGUACUGGUAUUACAAUAACGGCGAUCGGACAGUAAUCGAAUACUAGCUUGUAGAAAAU
Molecule: messenger RNA, 908 nt
Organism: Aspergillus sclerotioniger CBS 115572
Lineage: Eukaryota; Fungi; Ascomycota; Eurotiomycetes; Eurotiales; Aspergillaceae
Exons: 2
Coding region: 285-794 (169 amino acids)
Source: RefSeq, a predicted model, not a curated record